This is a messenger RNA of Funneliformis caledonium, 579 nucleotides long. Lineage: Eukaryota; Fungi; Glomeromycota; Glomeromycetes; Glomerales; Glomeraceae. The record is from the annotation of a GenBank genome assembly.
AUGAUAAAAAAAAAUAAUGAAUUUGAUUCUUUGGAAAAUUUUGAUCUAUUAUUUUUGAAGAAUUCGGAUAAAAAUAAUGAUUAUUAUAAUAAUGACAUUAUUAGAGGAAAAAUAGAAUUUGCUCAAUUUUUAGAGAGAGAUGAUAAUCAAGAUGAAUCUGAUAAUAGUGUUGCUCCUUGUAUACUUAAACCUAUUCAGAUAGGAGUCACUUUAUUGGAUAGGAGAGCAAAAAUUUUACCUAAUGAAACUUAUUUAAUCCCACAAAACGAUUCAUCAAUGCAACCCACAAAACGAACAUUUCCAUUAACUAAAAAGUACGAACAUUUUAUAAAUAGAAAUCAAAUCAAUAAUAAAAUAUUAAUGAAACAACGAGGCGAACCAACAUCUGUAGUUCCACAAGUUAUUUUAUUUACAUUGUUGAAUAAUGGAGAUCCUGGAAUUAAGGAACUAUUUAUGGUAGAUCAUAAUUUAUUCAAAAAUACCAAAGUAGGCGUGACUUUGCUUCGUAAAGAUGGUAUGUUACAUUUAGAAUCCUUGGUUUCAACGAUUAAUCACGUUUCCAUUACUUCGGGUAUGUAG